UACCCCAGUACCCCUUCACUUUCUUCUUCCUCAAACUCAAAUCCUGUCUCUUCAUCUUUUUUCUCUCUCCUCCAUGAAAAUUUCUUUCUGGGUCUUCAUAAUUUCACACAAAUUCUCUGAAAUUUAGCUAAAUAAAGAAGAAACAGAAAUCCAAAAGUAAAGAUGAUUAAGAAACCGUUAACUACUUCUUCUUCACCGGUAAAGAUAACGGUAACAUCUAGUGGAGGAAAUCGUAUUGGGCUAACAAGUCCAAUCCAACGACAUUCUCUCUCUCCUCUAACCAACCGGAAUUCCUCCGCGAGAAGGCGGCGCUCCUCAAUCACACAGCAAGAAACCGAAGCCGUUGAUAGCGGUGUCGAACAACAACAAAAACAAGAAGACGAAGAUGAAGAGCUCAACUCAGAGUGCGUUUCCUACACCGUUCACAUCCCUCCAACUCCAGAACGACCCCCAUUUCCGUCGAUUUCUGACUCGCAAAACAGAACCGAAACAACAGAGUCAUUCGAACGAGUUGGGAUGAACCAGGCGCGAUUCGGGCCGGGUUUCAUCUCCGGGACAAUUUUCACUGGAGGGUUUAACUCGGUGACUCGUGGGCAUGUCAUCGAUUGUUCAAUGGAGAAGUCGGAAGAACAGGGGAAAUCAAUUAACGAGUGUAUGAUGAAAGGGUGUGAUGAAAAAGCCAUAAAUCCAUGUGAUUGUGGGUUUAAAAUCUGCAGAGAAUGUUACUUGGAUUGUUUGGCGAACAAAGAUGGAGGGCGUUGUCCGGGUUGUAAGGAAAUAUAUGACAAAGAGGAUAGAGAAAAUGGUGGAAAACACGGGAUGGAAGAGGAGGAUGAUGAAGAAGAUGAAGAGGAUGACGAGGCUCGGCCGCUGCGUUCGAUGGCAGCCGAGUUUAAGAUGGAUAAGCGGCUAUCGGUGGUGAAAUCGAUGAAAAACCCGGCCGAUUUCGAUCAUAAUAGGUGGUUGUUUGAGACAAAGGGGACUUAUGGGUAUGGAAAUGCAUUGUGGCCUAAAGAAGGAUAUGGAUUUGGAGGGAAUAAUAACAAUAAUAUGAACAAUAACAAUAAUGGGUUUGAAUAUCCGCCUGAUUUUGGUGAAAGGUGCAGGAAGCCAUUGACUAGGAAGGUUGCUGUUUCUACUGCAAUUAUCAGCCCUUACAGGUUAUUGAUUGUAAUACGGCUUGCUGCCUUGGGCUUAUUCCUUGCAUGGAGAAUUCGACAUCCUAACCGUGAAGCCAUGUGGUUAUGGGGCAUGUCUGUGAUAUGUGAAAUUUGGUUUGCAUUCUCUUGGGUUUUAGACCAACUUCCUAAACUCUGUCCUGUUAACAGAAAAGUUGACCUUUCUGUCUUAAAAGAUCGUUAUGAAUCCCCCAAUCUUCGCAACCCAAAGGGUCGAUCUGAUCUUCCAGGAAUGGAUGUCUUUGUUUCCACAGCAGACCCAGAAAAAGAGCCUCCUCUUGUAACAGCCAACACUAUCCUCUCAAUCCUUGCAGUUGACUAUCCUGUUGAAAAGGUGGCUUGCUAUCUGUCAGAUGAUGGAGGAGCACUUUUAACAUUCGAGGCCUUAGCUGAAACUGCGAGUUUUGCUAGAACUUGGGUGCCCUUCUGCCGAAAGCACUGUAUAGAGCCUAGAAAUCCUGAGGCAUACUUUGGACAGAAGAAGGAUUUCCUUAAGAACAAAGUUAGGUUGGACUUUGUUCGAGAGAGGAGAAGAGUUAAGAGAGAGUAUGAUGAGUUUAAAGUUAGGAUUAACUCAUUACCGGAAUCUAUUAGGAGAAGAUCUGAUGCGUACAAUGCCCAUGAAGAGCUUCGUGCAAAGAAGAAACAAAUGGAAAUGGGAGAAAGCCUUGCUGAACCUUUAAAGGUUUGUAAGGGAACAUGGAUGUCUGAUGGUUCUCAUUGGCCUGGGACUUGGUCUUCUGCUGAACCUGAUCACUCUAGAGGUGAUCAUGCUGGUAUUAUUCAGGCUAUGCUAGCACCACCAAACUCUGAACCAGUUUACGGGUCAGAAGCAGAUGCUGAGAACUUGAUAGACACAACUGAAGUAGACAUACGCCUUCCCAUGCUAGUCUACGUGUCAAGAGAGAAAAGACCAGACUACGAUCACAACAAGAAAGCUGGGGCUAUGAAUGCACUAGUAAGAACUAGUGCAAUAAUGUCAAAUGGUCCGUUCAUUCUCAACCUGGACUGUGAUCACUACAUCCACAACUCGUUGGCUUUGAGGGAAGGAAUGUGCUUUAUGCUUGACAGAGGUGGUGAUAGAAUCUGUUAUGUCCAAUUCCCUCAAAGAUUUGAAGGAAUUGAUCCCAGUGAUCGGUAUGCAAACCACAACACCGUGUUUUUUGAUGUAUCAAUGAGAGCUUAUGAUGGGUUACAAGGCCCAAUGUAUGUUGGUACAGGCUGCAUUUUCCGGAGGAUUGCAUUAUAUGGGUUUAGUCCUCCAAGGGCCACUGAACAUCGUGGAUGGUUUGGCUCGAGAAAGUUCAAAUUGCUACUAAGAAGGAAAGCAAAUGAACAACAAAACCCUGAAGAAAUUGUUUUACCAGUUGGAGGUUAUGAAGAAGAGGAUGAUGAUUUAGAUAUUGAUUCAUUACUCCUCCCUAAAAGAUUUGGUAAUUCUACUUCUUUAGCUGCAUCAAUCCCAGUAGCAGAAUACCAAGGCAGGCUUCUGCAGGAUCUUCAAGGCAAGGGUAACCAAGGGAGGCCAGCAGGGUCACUUGCUGUCCCUCGAGAGCCACUUGAUGCUGCCACUGUGGCAGAGGCCAUAAGUGUCAUUUCCUGCUUCUACGAGGAUAGAACUGAGUGGGGUAAACGAGUAGGGUGGAUAUAUGGUUCUGUAACAGAAGAUGUAGUGACAGGUUACAGAAUGCAUAAUAGAGGUUGGAGGUCAAUUUACUGUGUGACUAAAAGGGAUGCAUUUAGAGGAACAGCUCCAAUCAAUCUAACAGAUAGACUUCAUCAAGUCCUUCGAUGGGCAACUGGUUCAGUAGAGAUAUUCUUCUCGAAAAACAAUGCCCUUUUUGCGAGUAGAAGGAUGAAGUUCUUGCAAAGGGUAGCUUACCUAAAUGUCGGUUUAUACCCUUUCACUUCCAUGUUCCUCAUUGUCUAUUGCUUCCUACCUGCUCUAUCUCUCUUUUCAGGACAGUUUAUAGUUCAAUCUCUUGAUGUAACCUUCCUGGUGUUGCUGUUGCUCGUAUCCCUGACCUUAUGUAUGCUUGCUCUCCUCGAGAUCAAGUGGUCAAGAAUCACCCUACAAGACUGGUGGAGGAACGAGCAGUUCUGGCUUAUUGGAGGAACAAGUGCACACCCUGCUGCUGUUCUUCAAGGUUUACUCAAAGUCAUAGCAGGAGUUGAUAUCUCCUUCACAUUAACUUCAAAAUCUGCUACUCCAGAUGAUGCUGAAGAUGAGUUUGCAGAUCUGUAUGUUGUAAAAUGGAGUUUUCUAAUGCUUCCUCCAAUAACAAUCAUGAUGGUUAACAUGAUUGCUGUUGCAGUGGGUACUGCUAGGACUCUGUACAGUCCAUUUCCGCAAUGGAGUAAGCUUCUAGGAGGGGUGUUCUUCAGUUUCUGGGUGUUGUGCCAUCUUUAUCCUUUUGCUAAAGGGUUGAUGGGGAGAAGUGGUCGGGUUCCUACAAUAGUGUACGUUUGGUCUGGUCUGAUUUCGAUUACUAUCUCCUUGCUUUGGAUUAAAAUCAGUCCUCCCUCUGGAAGUCAGCAGGGAUCCCUGGGAUUCCAGUUCCCAUAAAUCAUGAUUCCACCACUUAUGAAGAUUUGUAACAAAGAUGAAGUUCUUUCUCAGACUUCAUUCUGCUGUUUAUAGUUCAAUAUUGAUUCUUUUUAAUGGAAGUCCUGUAAUAUUUUCUUUCCUGAAAUGCUGUCAUAUGUCUAGUCUGAACUGUAUUAGUUGUACUCCGUAAUUGAUUCUACAGUUAAAUGAUGCAAGUUAUUCUCUUGCUUCUACGCGUAA
Molecule: messenger RNA, 3966 nt
Organism: Spinacia oleracea (spinach)
Lineage: Eukaryota; Viridiplantae; Streptophyta; Magnoliopsida; Caryophyllales; Amaranthaceae
Product: cellulose synthase-like protein D5
Exons: 3
Coding region: 163-3744 (1193 amino acids)
Biological process (GO): cellulose biosynthetic process
Cellular component (GO): membrane
Molecular function (GO): cellulose synthase (UDP-forming) activity
Source: RefSeq, a predicted model, not a curated record